Suricata suricatta (meerkat) is the source of this 1484-nucleotide messenger RNA. It is a transcript of the gene HOXB2, whose product is annotated as homeobox B2. The record is from RefSeq and is a predicted model, not a curated record. Bases 1 to 1041 code for a protein of 346 amino acids. The transcript is spliced from 2 exons. Gene Ontology annotation, biological process: regulation of DNA-templated transcription. Lineage: Eukaryota; Metazoa; Chordata; Mammalia; Carnivora; Herpestidae. Gene Ontology annotation, molecular function: DNA binding; DNA-binding transcription factor activity, RNA polymerase II-specific.
AUGAAUUUUGAAUUUGAGAGGGAGAUUGGGUUUAUAAACAGCCAGCCAUCGCUCGCCGAGUGUCUGACUUCCUUCCCCGCUGUCUUGGAGACAUUUCAAACUUCAUCAAUCAAGGAGUCGACAUUAAUUCCUCCUCCUCCUCCUUUCGAGCAAACCUUCCCCAGCCUCCAGCCCGGCGCCUCCACCCUUCAGAGACCCGGGAGCCAAAAGCGAGCCGAAGAUGGGCCCGCUCUGCCGCCGCCGCCGCCGCCGCCGCUCCCCGCCGCCCCCUUGGUCCCCGAGUUCCCCUGGAUGAAAGAGAAGAAAUCCGCCAAGAAAGCCAGCCAAUCCGCCUCGUCUCCUCCGGCCGCCUCCUCCGUCUCGGCCUCCGGGGUCGGAUCGCCAGCAGAUGGCCCGGGACUGCCGGAGGCCGCCGGCAGCGGGGCGCGCAGGCUGCGCACUGCUUACACCAACACGCAACUGCUGGAGUUGGAAAAGGAAUUCCACUUUAACAAGUACUUGUGCCGGCCGCGGCGCGUGGAGAUCGCGGCCUUGCUGGACCUCACCGAGAGACAAGUCAAAGUGUGGUUCCAGAACCGGCGCAUGAAGCACAAGCGGCAGACGCAGCACCGCGAGCCGCCCGACGGGGAGCCGGCCUGCCCAGGCGCCCUGGAGGACACCGGCGAGCCAGCCGACGAGCCCGCGGCCAGCCCUGGCCGUCCCUCCGCCUCGCGGGCGGCGCGGGAAGCCUGCUCUCACCCGCCCGAGGUGGCGCCGGCUCCCCCGGGCGCCCAGGGCCCCCAGCCUGUGACCGCUCCCGCGGGGGGUAGCUUGCGCGCAGCCUCCAGGCUGGAGCCCGAGCCGGAAGACGCCUUCCCGGAGCGGCAGGAUUCGCCUUUCCUGCCCGAUCUCAACUUCUUCGCGGCCGACUCCUGUCUCCAGCUGUCCGGAGGCCUCUCCCCCAGCCUACAGGGCUCGCUCGACAGCCCGGUUCCCUUUUCCGAGGAAGAGCUGGAUUUCUUCACCAGCACCCUCUGUGCCAUCGACCUGCAGUUUCCCUAACCUGUGUCCCCCUCCCGGCCCCUCCGACCCUCGUCCCCUCGGCAGGUCUGCUGGAAAACAAGAGGACAGGCCCCCUCCCGCCCCCAAGUCGUUUAGACUUCUUUCUGUGUUUUGCUAAAAUUCAGGUAUUAUUGAAUUAGUGUUUAAUCCAUUUCUUUUCUUUUCUGUCUAAAAUAUUGGGCACUCUGGCGUUUUUUUAAAACCACACAGAAAAAUUCCGUUCUCGGUAGACUCCUUCCAACGAAAUCUCAGGAAUAAUUAAACUCUUAGUGGGGGGGGGGCUUUCUUAAAAAAAGAACUAGAGGAACUUGUUUUCCUCUCUCUUUUUUUUUAAGUUUUAGACCGUAGAUUAUUUAUUGAAAUUCUUUAAUAAUAGGAAAAGGGGAAAGUAUUUAUUGUACAUUAUUUUCAUAGAUUAAAUAAAUGUCUUUAUAAUACGAAAA